Messenger RNA from Peronospora matthiolae, 207 nucleotides. The record is from the annotation of a GenBank genome assembly. Lineage: Eukaryota; Oomycota; Peronosporomycetes; Peronosporales; Peronosporaceae.
AUGAUUCCUCGUGAACGCUCGCCUCCUUGGCCUCGAAACCGCUUCGUCAUCGACAGUACUUCCAAGACACUGGCUCUCGGAAAGAGGCGGCUUUUGUCGCAGGGACCAGUGCGAUCGUCGGCGAAUUCGAGUGUAGCAGUUUUCCCGAUCCAGUUUGAUUCGAGUCGCUACCGGCCGGUGGUCGCGGUCUCGACUCGAGUUUCUUAG